Cajanus cajan (pigeon pea) is the source of this 501-nucleotide messenger RNA. RefSeq names its product putative F-box protein At3g16210. NCBI's taxonomy places the organism in Eukaryota, Viridiplantae, Streptophyta, Magnoliopsida, Fabales, Fabaceae. The record is from RefSeq and is a predicted model, not a curated record. Gene Ontology annotation, molecular function: protein binding.
AUGGCUAGGGCAAACCACAUACCUGAUGAUCUUAUGUUCUACAUUCUGUCAAAAUUGCCGGUGAAAUCUCUGAAGAAGUGUGCAUGCGUAUGUAAAUCAUGGUCCCUCUUAUUCCAAAACCCUAGUUUUAUGAGUAUAUAUCGCAGCAAAUUCUUAUCCUCUCAUGAGGAUAUACCUCUCAUGGUACUGUACCGUGAAGAUCAGAAUGAGUUGUACUCUCUAUCCGGCAAGAAGUUUGAAAAAAUGGUGAAAUUAGAUUGGCCACCUCCAAUUGAAAGGAAUGAUAUUGUUUGUCUUUUGGAAUCUGGCAGUAUCAAUGGCGUUCUUUUUCUCUGCCAAGGGUCUACAAAAGUUGUGCUGUGGAAUCCUGCAACCAGGGAAUUCAAGGUGGUUCCUCCAAGCCUUUUUGAGUUACAACCUAAUGACCGUGCUCAUGUUCGUUUUAAUGGAUUUGGUUAUGACCCUGUAAGAGAUGAUUACAAGGUGAUUCUACAGGUGUAA